Messenger RNA from Chionomys nivalis (European snow vole), 3455 nucleotides. It is a transcript of the gene Atg9b, whose product is annotated as autophagy related 9B. The transcript is spliced from 14 exons. Lineage: Eukaryota; Metazoa; Chordata; Mammalia; Rodentia; Cricetidae. Gene Ontology annotation, biological process: autophagy of mitochondrion; protein localization to phagophore assembly site. The coding region runs from base 1 to 2766 and encodes 921 amino acids. The record is from RefSeq and is a predicted model, not a curated record. Gene Ontology annotation, cellular component: phagophore assembly site; autophagosome.
AUGGUGAGCCGAAUGGGGUGGGGGGGGAGCCGGAGGCAGCGGGGGCGGUGGGGAGACUUGGGGCCCAGCUCAGUGCCUCUGCUCCCUAUGGCACUGCCACUGCCUGCUUCUCCAUGUCGGGGACUUGGGGGAGGGAGGAUCUCUGUCUUCUCUCUGUCUCCUGCCCCUCGUACAAGAAGCUGCUCCUCUUCACUGUUUCCUCCUGCCUCAGGGUCCCCCUGCUUGAUGACUCAGGAGGCAGGGGCUUCUCAGCUUCCAUACAAUGCCUCACCCACCCCAGCCACACCCCUAACACAGACCCAUCCCACAAUGACACCCACCUCUGCUUUCCCCUCGUGGGGGUCCCACUCCACCCCACCCCUGGCCUCGGUCACUCCCCCUCCCUCCUGCCGAUGCUCCCAGGACCAUCCUGGGCUGCGGAUAGGUCCUCUGAUCCCUGAGCAGGAUUAUGAACGACUAGAGGACUGUGACCCUGAGGGGUCCCAAGACUCACCUCUCCACGGGGAGGACCAUCAACCCUUGCUUCAUGUGCCUGAAGGACUCCGUGGCUCCUGGCAUCACAUCCAGAACCUGGACAGCUUCUUCACCAAGAUCUACAGCUACCACCAGCGGAAUGGUUUUGCCUGUAUCCUGUUGGAGGAUGUCUUCCAGCUGGGACAGUUCAUCUUCAUUGUCACCUUCACGACCUUCCUCCUUCGCUGUGUGGAUUACAACGUCCUCUUCAACAACCAACCAAAGAACCAUACGAGACCUGGAGCAUUCCACAACAAAGUGACCUUGUCAGAUGCUAUUCUACCCUCAGCCCAGUGUGCAGAGAAGAUCCACGACAGUCCUCUGUUGGUCUUCCUCCUAGUCUUGGCUGCUGGCUUCUGGCUGUUCCAGCUGCUUCGUUCAGUCUGCAACCUCUUCAGCUACUGGGACAUCCAGGUGUUUUACAGGGAGGCCCUGCACAUUCCCCCAGAGGAGCUCAGCUCGGUACCCUGGGCGGAGGUGCAGUCCCGCCUCCUGGAGCUGCAGAGGAGCGGUGGACUGUGUGUGCAGCCGAGGCCGCUGACAGAACUGGACGUCCACCACCGCAUCCUGCGCUACACCAACUACCAGGUGGCGCUGGCUAACAAGGGUCUGCUGCCUGCCCGCUGUCCACUGCCCUGGGGGGGCAGCGCGGCCUUCCUCAGCCGCGGCCUGGCGCUCAACGUGGACUUGCUGCUCUUCCGCGGUCCCUUCUCGCUCUUCCGCGGGGGCUGGGAGCUUCCCGAAGCUUACAAGCGCAGUGACCUCCGGGGCGUCCUGGCCACACGCUGGCGACGCACUGUGCUGCUGCUGGCCGCCGUGAACUUGGCGCUGAGCCCGCUGGUGCUAGCCUGGCAGGUGCUGUACGCCUUCUACAGCCACGUGGAGCUGCUGCGGCGUGAGCCUGGUGCCUUCGGGGCGCGCCGCUGGUCUCGCCUGGCCCGCCUGCAGCUGCGCCACUUCAAUGAGCUACCACACGAACUGCGUGCGCGCCUGGGCCGCGCGUACCGGCCUGCGACUGCCUUCCUCCGUGCCGCCGAACCCCCUGCGCCCCUGCGCGCGCUGCUGGCCCGCCAAUUGGUCUUCUUUUCCGGAGCGCUCUUUGCCGCGCUGUUGGUGCUCACCGUCUACGAUGAGGACGUGCUGGCCGUGGAGCACGUGCUCACUACCAUGACGGUGCUCGGGGUCACAGCCACAGUGGCCAGGUCCUUCAUUCCAGAGGAGCAAUGCCAAGGGCGUCCCUCGCAGCUCCUAUUGCAGGCGGCCCUGGCACACAUGCAUUACCUCCCGGAGGAGCCUGGUGCGGCAGGUGCUCGUGCCAGCUCUUACUGGCAGAUGGCGCAGCUGCUUCAGUAUAGAGCAGUCUCCCUCCUGGAAGAACUCCUGUCUCCACUCCUCACCCCGCUGUUUCUGCUCUUCUGGUUCCGCCCCCGUGCUCUGGAGAUUAUUGACUUUUUUCAUCACUUCACUGUGGAUGUGGCUGGUGUUGGGGACAUCUGUUCUUUCGCCCUCAUGGAUGUGAAGCGCCAUGGGCACCCUCAGUGGCUCUCGGAGGGACAGACAGAAGCCUCACUCUCUCAGCGUGCAGAAGAUGGAAAGACUGAACUCUCCUUAAUGCGCUUCUCCCUGGCACACCCACGAUGGCAGCCACCUGGGCACAGCUCUAAGUUCCUUGGACACCUUCGGGGCCGGGUACAGCAAGAUGCAGCUGCCUGGGGUGCUACCUCAACACGAAGCCCGCCGACCCCAGGGGUGCUUAGUGACUGCACAUCCCCACUGCCGGAAGCCUUCCUGGCCAACCUCUUGGUGAAUCCCCGCCCACCCCAGAGAGACCUUAGUCCCACAACUCCCUGCCCUGCUGCCACAGCCAGCAUCCUUGCCUCUAUUUCACGAAUGGUCCAGGACCCCAGCUGUGUGUCCCCAGGAGGCACUGGGGGCCAGAAGCUAACCCAGCUCCCAGAGCUUGUUUCUGCUGAGAUGAGCCUUCAUGCCAUUUACCUACACCAGCUCCAUCAACAGCAGCAGCAGGAACCAUGGGGAGAAGCUUCAGCCUCCUCCCCACCCAGACCCUGGUCCAGCCCUUCACAGCCAGGCUCACCAGAUGAGGAAAAGCCAUCUUGGUCAAGUGAUGGCUCUAGUCCUGCUUCCAGCCCAAGACAGCAGUGGGGUAUCCAGAGGGCCCAGAAUCUGUUUCCAAGGGGCUUUCAGGAGACCACAGACACCCAGAAGGAGCCCUUACCAGGCCCCUUACACUGACUGAAGAUACCUCAGGUUCUGGCUUUCCCAGCUGCAGGAAACUAGAUGGGGUGGCAUGGAAAGAUACAUGGAGCCAUCUUUUGAGCUCCACCCCCUCCCCAGGUCCAGGGUAUUUUAGUUGGUCAUGAUCUGGGACUCAAAGAGGAGCUUGCCCAGAGAACAAAGAGUAGGAAAGAGAUGGCUGUGAGCUGAAGAUGGGCCCCACAAGAAGGGCUAAGAUGGCACUAGUCCCAACUGGCUGUUGUGGAGUAGUUGCCUGGGAAGAAGGACCCCAGUGCCCUCAAGGUGGAGGGCAGGGCCCAGGCAGUGGCCCAGCUCAGUGUUAGGGAUCUGUGAGGCACUGGGCCUGAAAGGCAGGGAAGUUGUUCCUGCUGGCCUCGCCUUUGAGUUCCUGUGGGACUAGGGGUGGGGGAUAUGGAGACUUGUGAGUGGAAAAACUAGAGAGGGUUGCUGUUUUUGGACGUUUGCGCUGCUGUGAUGUCUGAGGAAGUGGGUGGGGCUCCUCAUCCUGUGUGAAGUAAGCGGUGAAGAUUGUUCACGGCUGCACGGCACAUCGCUGCCAUGGGAAUGUCUGGCAUGCCCCACUCCUGGAAGCUGAGGGCUGCACCUGUUCACUCAAACACAGAACUGGCUGUGGCUGGUUGGAAACUUUUUUCAGAGUACUGGGUCACAUACAGAGGUGUCUAGGA